Molecule: messenger RNA, 369 nt
Organism: Naumovozyma dairenensis CBS 421
Lineage: Eukaryota; Fungi; Ascomycota; Saccharomycetes; Saccharomycetales; Saccharomycetaceae
Gene: RPB9
Product: DNA-directed RNA polymerase II core subunit RPB9
Exons: 1
Coding region: 1-369 (122 amino acids)
Biological process (GO): transcription-coupled nucleotide-excision repair; DNA-templated transcription; maintenance of transcriptional fidelity during transcription elongation by RNA polymerase II
Cellular component (GO): RNA polymerase II, core complex
Molecular function (GO): zinc ion binding; DNA-directed RNA polymerase activity; nucleic acid binding
Source: RefSeq, a predicted model, not a curated record
AUGACUACUUUUAGAUUUUGUCGUGAUUGUAAUAAUAUGUUAUAUCCAAGGGAGGAUAAGGAAAACAACAGAUUAUUAUUCGAAUGUAGAACAUGUUCAUAUGUAGAAGAAGCAGGUUCUCCAUUAGUCUAUAGGCAUGAAUUGAUAACGAAUAUUGGUGAAACUGCAGGUGUUGUGCAAGAUAUUGGGUCUGAUCCAACUCUACCGAGGUCAGAUAGAGAAUGUCCAAAUUGUCAUACGAGAGAUAAUGUGUUCUUCCAAUCACAACAAAGAAGGAAGGAUACAUCUAUGGUUUUAUUCUUUGUUUGUCUUCAUUGUUCUCAUAUAUUUACAUCUGAUCAAAAAAAUAAGAGAACUGAAUUUUCUUAA